Pistacia vera is the source of this 517-nucleotide messenger RNA. Its product is annotated as N5-carboxyaminoimidazole ribonucleotide mutase-like. The record is from RefSeq and is a predicted model, not a curated record. Gene Ontology annotation, biological process: 'de novo' IMP biosynthetic process. Lineage: Eukaryota; Viridiplantae; Streptophyta; Magnoliopsida; Sapindales; Anacardiaceae. The transcript has 5 exons.
UUCAAUUGUCCAGAAACUCGAAGAAAGCUCGAGUGGUGAGUCUUCAGUCACACCUUGUGUUGGGAUUAUCAUGAACUCAGAUUCAGAUCUUGCUAUUAUGAAUGACGCUGCAAAGAUCUUGAGCAUGUGUGGAGCAUGUGUGGUUUUUCAGAUUAGAACAAUUUCAGCACAUCGAACUCCUAGAAUGAUGCUUGAUUAUGCCUUAUCUGCUCCGGAGUGAGGCAUUCGGACCAUCAUUGCUGGUGAUAGUAGUGCAGCCCACUUGCCAGGCAGGUUUAUACAUUCUGCUCUAUGUAUAGUAGUGAUUGGUGUCCCUUUGCGUGCUUCAGCAUUGGAUGGACUCGAUUCACUCUUAUCACUUUGCUGUUUGAUUAUUCAAAUGCCUAGAGGUGUUCCAGUUGCAACAGUCGCAAUAGAUAAUGCAAGAAGUUCAGGCUUAUUGGCAGCAAAAAUGUUGGGAGUAAAUGGCAAUGUUGAUCUACUUGCAAGGUUGGAUCCUCUCUCUUUGUGGUUGUAA